Molecule: messenger RNA, 2427 nt
Organism: Paramuricea clavata
Lineage: Eukaryota; Metazoa; Cnidaria; Anthozoa; Malacalcyonacea; Plexauridae
Source: the annotation of a GenBank genome assembly
AUGGCUUCAGCACAGCAACAGCAAGAUCUAAAGCUCUUCUUCGAAUAUCAAGGAGUCGACGAAAACAACCUAAAUCGACUACAUUACGUUCAAAAGUUCACGGAUUUCCAGUUUUUCCGACUAGCUAACCCCGUAUACUCGUCGUUCGAUAAAGCCUACAUCAAGUGGUUACAACAACCCAUUUAUCAAGAAAUGGAAAAUAAUACAAUUCUUACACAACCAUCCCAGACACCGACCUUUUUCAAUGCGCCACCACCGUACACGUCACCGCCUAUCCUGAACAAUGUGAACGAAUGCUAUAAUACAGACCUAUUAAAUAUCAUGAACCCGAUAAACCCGAAUAUUUUAUACAACAACAACGAUGCAGAAUAUCUAAUGACUGACACAACCACCGAAGUACUAGAAUCGAGUAGCGAUAAUCAAUCUCCAGCAACGUCCCCCGUUACCGUACAACCUCCCGCAACCCCCGUAAAAAAAACGCUAACUCCUAUGGGUAAAAACAUAAACAAUUUAAAGAAAAGUCUAAAACGAAAAGCGUCUUCGUCCACUCCUAAAAGUGGUCGUCCAAACAAACAUGUACAUCUUACGCGAAUUGCAAACGACCAAGCAGACGAGGAGAAAAUAAGCUCGCAAGAUGUGAUUCUCUACGCAUUAGACGGAUCGGAGAAAAAACGAAAAACAAUUCUUACUACUAGCAACGAAACUCUUGAAACCUAUAACAUGAAACAUUAUCAAUGCUAUAUAUACCUAGGAGAAAAACGCGAACGAGCAUUAGAGAAAAUUAAAAUACAAAAAGAAAAACUAGAAAAAUUUUGUUAUCUUGAAAAAUUUACAAUAGAAGCGUUAAAAAAUCGUAAAAGUAGAAAACUCGAAAAAAAUGUUCUGUAAAUAAUUGUAUAAAAAUAAUUAAUAAAUGAUAUAAAAAUUGUAUGCGUGUAAUAUAUCACUACCUGAAAAACACCCGUAAUUUCGGGUUACCGAACCCCGAAACAUGACCCCACAACCCGCAAACACCCGCGUGACACCCCAAAAGCGGGCGCAAGAGCAUAAAAGAGCGCGAACUUCAAAUCCAAAAUCAGUUCGGUCGACCGCGGCUUUGGAGUAACAUCUCGCCCCAGCCCCUCCCGUAAAACCCGUUCUCGUAAGAACGAAACUGUGCCCACCCCCCCAAAAAACAAACACACACACCCUCCAGAGCCGCACGGCGGGACAUAACAUUCCUGAAGUCACAUGACCACCAAAACUCCCCCCGUCCGUACAGCCCACCACGCCCAUGGCCAACGCCCACUUGGACACUCUCGCGUAAUACUAAUUCCAGUUAAAUUUUUCUGGUUCCCGCUCCCCCUUGUUUUUUUAUUGUAUAUAUAUAUAUAACGACUACUAACGGGGAACACACCAUAUUCCGUGAUCGGUGUGGACUUUGCGGGUCCUAUUCUUUACCGUGCAAGCAAGAAAAUUGAAAGGAAAGCUUACUUAGUGGUUUUCGCGUGCAGCCUCACACGAGGAGUACACCUGGAACUGUUAAAGAGCCUUGAAACUGAAGAGUUUCUACAAAGUUUUAAACGCUUUAUUGCCCGACGAGGAAGACCUUCAGUCGUGUAUUCCGACAACGGAGCCACCUUUAAAGCGGCAGUAACAUGGCUAAGGAAAGUUUGGAAAGAAGAGAAAUUCCACGAAGCUCUUUGCAAGCUUGAGAUUGUUUGGCGAUUCAACCUCGCGAAAGCACCAUGGUGGGGUGGUCAAUACGAGCGCCUCAUUGGUAUUUUCAAAUCUAUGUUUCGUAAGACAGUCGGGGGUGGACUCUUGUCCUUUUCGGAACUAGAAGAAAUCGUGCUCGACGUAGAAGUGUGCAUGAACAACCGUCCCCUAACAUACUUGGAGGAUGAUCCUCAGCUGCCUGUCUUGACACCAAACUCGUUUCUGUUCCAACAACCAACAGCAGUACCAGAGCUACAACCUCAUCAAUUAAAAGAGCGUGACCUGAAGAAACGUCUUAGGUUCCUUUGUACAACGAAAGAUGGACUAUGGAACCGCUGGACACGAGAGUAUCUCACAGGACUAAGGGAGAGACAUAAAAUUGUUCGUGGAUCUAAAGCAGAAUGCCCAAAUGUAGGAGAUGUUGUCAUUGUUAAGGGAGAAAACAAGAAUAGAAAUACCUGGAAACUGGGAAAGAUCGUCCGACUUAUUACCGGCAGAGACGGAGUGGUGCGAGGCGUAGAGCUACAAACGGGGAAUGGAAGACUGGAGCGACCGUUGCAACUAAUUUACCCUUUGGAACUUCAUUGCGACCAAGAGGCUGUCGAACGGGAAACUCCACCACUUAAUGCACAAGCGAAAGAAUUCAGACCUAAAAGGAAAGCGGCAGAGACUGCAGCAGCGAAGAUCAAUAAAGUACUUGCGGAGGAAGAGGAGACGGUGAUAGAUUGA